Messenger RNA from Meira miltonrushii, 1281 nucleotides. Its product is annotated as UDP-Glycosyltransferase/glycogen phosphorylase. The transcript has a single exon. Gene Ontology annotation, biological process: GPI anchor biosynthetic process. Gene Ontology annotation, molecular function: phosphatidylinositol N-acetylglucosaminyltransferase activity. The record is from RefSeq and is a predicted model, not a curated record. The coding region runs from base 1 to 1281 and encodes 426 amino acids. Lineage: Eukaryota; Fungi; Basidiomycota; Exobasidiomycetes; Exobasidiales; Brachybasidiaceae. Gene Ontology annotation, cellular component: glycosylphosphatidylinositol-N-acetylglucosaminyltransferase (GPI-GnT) complex.
AUGGUGUCUGACUUUUUCUAUCCAAACGUAGGCGGAGUGGAAGGACACAUUUAUGCAUUAAGUCAACAUCUAAUGAAAAGAGGUCAUAAAGUGAUCGUGAUCACGCAUGCAUACCAACCUGAUCGUUCAAACGUUCGUCAUCUUUCUUCAGGUUUAAAGGUUUAUCAUGUCCCCUAUCGUGUGAUCGCACGUCAAGAUACAUUACCAAACUUUUUCGCCUUUUUUCCUAUCCUACGUUCGAUUCUCAUUCGUGAAAAUAUUCAAAUCAUUCAUGCUCAUCAAGCGCUAAGUUCGAUGGGAUUGGAAGCGCUCUUACAUGGACGUACGAUGGGUUUGCGAACGGUUUUUACCGAUCAUAGUCUUUUUGGAUUUGCGGAUACGGCUUCCAUCUUGACAAACAAAUUAUUGCACUUUUUCUUGUCGGAUAUCGACCAUGUGAUUUGCGUAAGUCAUACAGCAAAAGAGAACACAGUCUUAAGGGCCAACAUCAAAGACCCGUCAAAGGUCUUUGUCAUCCCGAACGCCAUCGUGUCUGAACAAUUUACACCAAGGACAGAAAUUGUUGAGAAAGCAAAAGACAAGAUCACGAUAGUGCUUUUGAGUCGACUCAUGUAUCGGAAAGGGAUAGAUCUGUUGGUAGGAGCCAUACCCAGACUAUGCGAACAACAUCCAGAGAUAUCAUUUAUCAUUGGCGGUGACGGUCCAAAGAGGAUAGAGCUAGAGCAGGUUCGUGAACAAUAUGCAUUGUAUGAUCGAGUAGAACUUUGCGGAGCGAUUCGUCAAGGAAACGUUCGAGAUCAUUUGAUUAAAGGUGAUAUCUUUCUAAAUACUUCUUUAACGGAAGCUUUUGGAACGGGAAUCAUUGAAGCUGCAAGUUGUGGCUUAUUUGUCGUUUCAACUCGUGUUGGUGGGAUACCCGAAGUUUUACCGCCGCAUAUGAUUCGAUUGGCCAAACCUGAAGAGGAUGACAUCGUUGAUGUUGUUCAUGAUGCUAUCGAGUACGUCAAAACAGGUAGGCAUGAUCCGCAAAUGCAUCAUGAAACCGUACAAAAGAUGUACUCUUGGUCAGAUGUGGCUGAACGAGUAGAAAAAGUUUAUUCAUCAGCACAAAAACAAGAGAUACCUUCAUUCAUUGAACGGCUAAUGCUCUAUCGUACCGUUGGUCCGAUCGCAGGCAUCAUCUUUUGCAUCAUCGCCACUGUUGACGUUCUCUUUCAUUCGCUUCUCAAUAUUCUCGUCCCGGUUGAAACGAUCGAUAUCAUACCCAAUGCAACAGUCUAA